UCCCGAGGGAAUGCACAGUUCAAGAUGACGGCAGCACCCAUAAAGAAACUUCAUGAGGCUACCAACCAUCUGGCUCGAUUGAAUACCGCCUCGGCUGCUAAUAGAGAUGUCGGAGUUUCACCAGUAUAUACAUCUGCGUCUACAGUGAGCCAUUCCCUGGCUGGAUCUCACAAUGCAGCCAAUUAUUCCCCCACCACCCCGCCCCAGUGGAGCAAUUCACUUACUACACAUGCUUUAUCUACUACUUCCCCAAUGAUGAAGCAGAAUCCCUCUGGUGUUCAUUUCCAGCAGUUGAUGGACCCGCAGACCAAUUUUCAAACUUUUCCCAUCCAUUUAAACAUCAACAUGACAUCUCUGUAUCCCAACACUCUGCAAAAUCCUAAUGAUAGUGACGCCUCUCAUUUCCAAGAGUUUGUCAUGGUAAAUCCUCAAAUGAUGACAUGUGGAACCAUAAACCCACAGAAUUCAUACCCUGAUGUAUGGUCCACUAAUAACGGCAUGUCUGGUGGUUGGGACAUGGGGUUUGACAAUACCUUGCUGGCUAAUAUUUCGGAUCAAGGACUCGCCGAGUUUUGACGACUCCAUUACAAGUGGCAUUGCACAAUGAUUUGUUACAAAAUUCCCUAUACUUUUGACAUUAGCUAAGCCUAGGAACCAUUUGGUUGUGCGGAAUAUUUCUUUUAUUGAACAGGCAGCACAUAAUAAAUUUGAAAAGAUUACAACUG
This is a messenger RNA of Batrachochytrium dendrobatidis JAM81, 725 nucleotides long. RefSeq lists its product as uncharacterized. Bases 25 to 576 code for a protein of 183 amino acids. Lineage: Eukaryota; Fungi; Chytridiomycota; Chytridiomycetes; Rhizophydiales. The record is from RefSeq and is a predicted model, not a curated record. The transcript has a single exon.